This is a messenger RNA of Phaeodactylum tricornutum CCAP 1055/1, 1280 nucleotides long. Its product is annotated as phosphoglycolate phosphatase. The transcript has 2 exons. Gene Ontology annotation, molecular function: phosphatase activity. Lineage: Eukaryota; Bacillariophyta; Bacillariophyceae; Surirellales; Neidiaceae. The record is from RefSeq and is a predicted model, not a curated record. The coding region runs from base 111 to 1280 and encodes 389 amino acids.
AAAGUAACAUAUUUCCAAUGUAAAAUCAAAAGCGGACGCUAACAAAACCGCCGACGACCAACACAGAAACAAACACGUGUUGAUUGUCAACCACUCUAGCAUUCCGGAGCAUGUCACUGAGAAUGGCGGGUACGUUAGCGUUGUUCGUAACGGGAGCGACGACGAGAGCACUGGGUCGAUCCGGGGGCACCUCGAAGCGACCUUUCUCGUUGCGACUACCUUUGCAGACGGGUACCCAGCCGACCUUGGCGCUUUCCUUAUCGUCGUCCGCGUCCGCAAACAAACCGACUCUCUCUUUGACGGAACAAAUGCGCAAAGAAUCCGAAGCGGAACUCGCUAAACUGGCCCAUCACUACGAAGAUCGAGCCCGAAACGACCCAGCCUUUGCAGACCUGGCACCAAUCAUUUGGAAGACACUCGACGAAGCAACAGCUUUUGUGAACGAUCACAUUGAGACCAUUAUGUUUGAUUGUGACGGUGUGGUUUACCGAACACCGGAUGAGUGUCCCGGUGCCAAAGAAUGCAUACAACGUUUACUCGACAAGGGGAAGCGGGUGUUUUUUGUCACCAACAACGCCGCAUCCAAUCGAUCGCAGCUGCGCGCCAAGCUCUCCGAAAUUCUGGCGAUUGAGAAUUUGACCGACGAUAUGAUGGUUCCGAGUUCCUAUUCUUGUGCUCGGUUUCUGCAACGAGAAAUUUUAGAUCGAAAAGGGCGUGGCCGUUUGUUCGUCAUUGGCAGUCGAGGCCUUUGUGACGAAUUGGAGCAAACGGGUUUUGAGGUACUGACUGGGAAUGGACCACUGGACAGCGACGCAUCCAUGACCAGAGAAGAUCUAGCUACAUACCCGUUCUCCGAGCAUCCAGUAGACGCGGUCGUGGUUGCCAAUGUGCUUUUACAAAUGAAUCCCGACGCACCACUAGUUGCCACCAACAAGGAUGCAUUCGACUUGGUCGGUGUAGACGGACGACACAUCCCAGGCAACGGAUGUGCCGUAGUCGCGCUCGAACACUCUUCCAAACGAACGGCCAUCAACGUUGGUAAACCGAGUGCCACUCUGGCCGAUCUAAUUGCUGCCGACCACGGCAUUAAUCCAUCCAGGACCAUGUUCGUUGGCGACCGACUGGAUACAGACAUUCAAUUUGGUGUGGAGAAUGGAAUGCAUUCUGUCUUAGUCAUGACUGGUGUUACUACUGCCGACUCGAUGGUCCAACUUGGGAACGGAACGAACGAUGAGCCACUGCCGAACAUUGUCAUACCACAUAUUGGUCUUUUAUACUAA